Molecule: messenger RNA, 945 nt
Organism: Oxyura jamaicensis (ruddy duck)
Lineage: Eukaryota; Metazoa; Chordata; Aves; Anseriformes; Anatidae
Product: olfactory receptor 14C36-like
Exons: 1
Coding region: 1-945 (314 amino acids)
Biological process (GO): G protein-coupled receptor signaling pathway
Cellular component (GO): membrane
Molecular function (GO): G protein-coupled receptor activity; olfactory receptor activity
Source: RefSeq, a predicted model, not a curated record
AUGCCCAACAGCAGCUCUGUGAGUGAGUUCCUCCUGCUGGCAUUCGCAGACACACGGGAGCUGCAGCUCCUGCACUUUGCGCUCUUCCUGGGCAUCUACCUGGCUGCUCUCCUGGGCAACGGCCUCAUCCUCACCGCAAUAGCCUGCAACCACCGCCUCCACACCCCCAUGUACUUCUUCCUCCUCAACCUCGCCCUCCUCGACCUGGGAUCCAUCUCCACCAUUGUACCCAAAGCCAUGGCCAAUGCCCUCUGGGACAAUAGAGACAUCUCCUAUCAAGGGUGUGUUGCCCAGGUCUUUCUGUUUUUAUUCUUCAUCUCAGCACAGUAUUCAAUUUUAACCAUCAUGGCCUAUGACCGCUACGUUGCCAUCUGCAAGCCCCUGCACUAUGGAAGCCUCCUGGGCAGCAGAGCUUGUGCCCAGAUGGCAGCAGCUGCCUGGGGCAGCGGCUUUCUCAAUGCUGUCCUGCACACAGCCAAUACAUUUUCCCUGCCCCUCUGCCAAGGCAAUGCAGUGAACCAGUUCUUCUGUGAAAUCCCCCAGAUCCUCAAGCUCUCUUGCUCAGAUGCCUACCUCAGGGAAAUUGGAGUACUCGUCUUUACUCUUUCUUUAGUAUGUGGUUGUUUUGUUUUCAUUGUGUUGUCGUAUGUGCAGAUCUUCAGGGCGGUGCUGAGGAUGCCCUCUGAGCAGGGCCGGCACAAAGCCUUUUCCACGUGCCUCCCUCACCUGGCCGUUGUCUUUUUGACUGUUAGCACUGGCUUGUUUGCCUACCUGAAGCCCCCUUCCAUCACCUCGCUAUUCAUGGACCAUGUGGUGACAUUUCUAUACUCAGUGGUUCCUCCAGCAGUGAACCCCCUCAUCUACAGCAUGAGGAACAAGGAGCUGAAGGAUGCGGUUAGGAAGCAUAUAUACUUGUUUCUUCACUUGCUUUUUAAGCAUCAAUAG